AUGGCAAGAGUCACUGGAAUCAGCGACAAAGUGGCAGUCGAUGCCUUGUGGAAAACUCUCUGGUACAUGUCGAAACUCCGGCAAUGGAUAUCCCUUGAACAACCGAGAACAAUACAGGACGCUCUUCACAAGGCAACGGACUUCAUCAUGAUGGAAGAAGAGAUGAAAGUCCUUUCCAAGAAGUACAACCCGCAGAAGACGUCCGCGAGAAGGAAAAACCCUCGCAACGACAGGUAUGUCCACCACGAGCAUAAUUACGCUAUCAACUCCUACUGCGAGUUCCACCAGACCAGAGGUCAUUCCACUAUGAACUGCAAGGUUCUCGGCGCAAGGCUUGGUGCGAAGCUCCUCGCCGGCGAAAUUUCGAAGUCGGGCGAGAAACGCGGCAGGAGGCAGGAUGACCGAGGGAACAACAGCAACCGUCGAAGGGUGAGCAUGAUCAUCGGGGGAUCGCAAUUCUAUCGCGAUUCGAUCUCGUCGAUCAAAGAUUAUGGAUGGAAGGCUGAGACGAGUUCAAGCUUGCUGGCUCGGUCCCCAACUGACGACGCCCCUAACGAUACGAUCGUCUUCGAAGAGCGGGAAACCAUCAGAAUCGACAUACCUCACUGCGACCCAUUGGUUAUCGAUCUGGUAAUCCGAGACCUGGAAGUGGGAAGGAUCCUUAUCGAUACGGGAAGCACAGUCAACGUCAUCUUCCGCGAUACCCUCCGGAGGAUGAACAUUGAACUCGGAGAAGUCGUCCCAGAACCAAAACCUCUUACCGGUUUCUCAGGUGCAACGUCAAUGACCCUCGGAUCAAUCAAACUCCCAGUGAUGGUAAAGAGGUGA
Brassica napus (rape) is the source of this 828-nucleotide messenger RNA. RefSeq lists its product as uncharacterized. The record is from RefSeq and is a predicted model, not a curated record. NCBI's taxonomy places the organism in Eukaryota, Viridiplantae, Streptophyta, Magnoliopsida, Brassicales, Brassicaceae. The coding region runs from base 1 to 828 and encodes 275 amino acids. The transcript has 2 exons.